AUGUUUAGGUUUAAACACGCUUUAGCACUGGGAAACGGCAUUGUUCGCAACUUUACAAUGAAUCAAGAAAAGGUUGCACCGGCUGUGCCGAGCGGUGAAACUGCGAAGACUGCCGUCUCAAAUAACGUAAUGACCCCCGAAUUUCGAAAGUUAUAUCGUACUUGUGUGGAAUGCGUUAAACGGCUGGAUCAAUCGACAAAGGAUAAAAACAGUGUUAGAGAAAUUUUCCUGCCUCAAACGAUCGCCGUGGCUACCAAAUUACGCUGUUGCUGUGAGAAGAUAAUGCGUGACUGUUCCGUAGAUAUCAGCCGUCAAGCGGAAGAUCUAGUGUGGAAGAAAUGCUUCUACGAGCCGAUUCAGCACGUGCGGAAGUGCAAAAAGAUUAAUGCUUUUCCUAGCGAAUACGAGACGACGUACGCAAUGCUGUUGUCGUCUGCGAUUGGCUACUACAGUGGACUGUUAUCCAAGCUUCAGAUGCAGUGCCACAUUGACUUGGAACAGGUAAUCGAUUUUCCAUUUGUCCACAAGGACCCAUCACGAACCACUGGAGAGAUACACGUCGACCCAGCCAAGGCGCACCUUCUGCCUUACAGCCAGUUGAACCUCUGGUGUUCACCAGGAAGUUCGUUUCUGAUGUCCAUGCCGUACUCCAUCGCGUUUCACGUCGCAGCACUCGGCGGAAGUUUCAAUGUCUGUUCUCAAGAAAACUUCGAAGGAUCUUGCAGCAACCUAAACCAGCUGUUGAACGAAAAUCAGAAGGUUUUUACAUUUUUGACUAGCACCGAAGGAUGCAAAAACCUAAGACCUCAUUCGGAGUACAAGCUUUUUCUUGUCACUUAUCUUCAUGUGUUCCAGAUAUUCUACCGCGACGAAGAAACAUACGAUCAGGGUACCAGUCUUCAAGACAUCUGUCAGAGGACCAUUGGGCUAUUCGAGGUUUGCUUACGACAGUCACUCCUGAACAAUUGGGCGAUGGCACGUAAAAUGCGCAGCGAGCAGUUUGACGCUGUUUUGCUGUUGAAGAUAAUCGUGAUGCAAAUGUUGGUCAUCAAAAAGCUUGCUGAUAGCGCAGCGAUUGCUUGGUUACUGUCUAUCUUUUCUAACCUUUUGACGUGUUCGACGGACUUCUUGAACGGCGACCUCUUUCCGAAACCCGAACCGUUGAUGAACGGAUUUAUAAAGGAAACCACUGAAGGAUUAGCACUGGAAGAGAAGACAGACAUGGCGGAGAAAACUGACGGUUCCGCGGAGAAGUCUGGUGGUGAGGAAGGUGAUAUACUGAGGCGCCGCAGACAUGGCAGUGACGGAUCGGAAGACGAUUGGCGUAAAUCGAACAACAACUCUUCAUCUUCUUCCAUGGACGAUGAAGACGGUAAUAAGUCUUCCUGCACUGACGUGCUUACUUCCAGUGGACCUUGUGGUAUGAUGUUGCUUUUCGGUAAUAUACCCAGUUUCGAAACCCCCGUAUUCGAGACGGCCGAGUCUGGGAACGUUCUUCUCAAUGGAGCGAAGAGCGUUUGCAGCGAUGAUGCCGAAGACAGGAGCGCCACCGCCGACUCCUCAGAAGUAUGUGAAACCAACUGUGUCACGAUGUCAUCGCAGGACGUGGAGCAUGGCAUGAUGAAUAGCUUGAAAUCUCAGCUGUUGCUCUGUGAUCCUCUAGAGAAUGGUGCGUCGUUGGACAGUGAACAUUCUGGCUGUGGUCAAAAGAGGCACGUUCGUUUUAAAAUGGCAGGCAUUUCAUUUGACAACGGUUUGUUAAGGACUUAUCGCCAGCGUGAAAGUCCAGCGGAAAAGUUGAACUUUUUAGUCACUUUUGAUUGGCUGCUGGUAAUGAAGACAUCGAAGAUCAUCUGGAGUCAUCUGGCAUUUUUUCUUAACCUUCUUCCAAACGAUGAACAGUUGAUGAAGAUCAUUAAUGAUGAUGAAGAACUUUCCAAAAUCCUGAGCGGCAGCGUUUGGGCGCCAAUUUCGGACUGGUACCAGAAGACGCCAUUGCCGGAAGAUGUUCAUCUACGAGGCGUUAGUCCUUUGAGCCAGACUUUUUCCAGUCUGGAUUACACAAAGCCAGUUAGCCAGUCAAAGAUGUGUCAGGUCCACCGCUGCUCGUUGGACAAAGUGUUCAAGUGCGUCUGUUGUUUCUCGUCUGGUUUGAACAAAACUGUUGGAUCUUGGGAUCGCUAUGAUAAAAUAAAAGUGAUCAUUCGAAUCUACUACAUAAGAAGUUUCGGCCAUUACCUAAUCCGCCUGAACACGCCGGAGUUUCACUUUGAUCGUUCACGAAUGGAAUUCGUUGCAUGUUUGGGCCGCACUCUGAUGCAGAAUGUUGAAGAAGACAAAAAAUCAGAACUGAUGCGUAUUAUGGCAAAGUUGAAGCUGAAGGAUGACUUAGCGCAUGUGAAUCGUACCUACUGGGUACCGGUCUACCUGGUGCCUGACACUUCGGCGCUGUGCAACAAACUCUCGCUGAUCAAACAGUUGGCGAUGACUCAGAAAUUUGUCACCGUUGUUCCGAACAUGGUUAUCAGGGAGUUGGACAAACUAAAGAAGGAAACGGGUCCUGCUCGCGAGGCGACCCGCUGGAUCGAAUCGCAGUUCCAGCGCGCGAGUAAGUUCGUGCGAGUCCAGAAACUAACCGAAACUUCUGACUGGAAGCCGAACUUCGCGGACGAAGAAGUGGGCUGGAUACUUUAUGAAAAUAGUGUCUGUAGAUCUGUUGCCGAAAUCAUGAGGUGCUGCGCGUAUCUGAGUCAAACUGUUCCCGGAUGCAACAAUACGACGGUGGUCACCCUGCUAACGAACCACACCAUGGGUUCCGUCGCGUUCCAGCGACUGACCAUGGUGUCGCUGUGGAUAACAUUUUCCGCUUUUUCAAUCGAUGGCAAAAUGUGCGCAAAAAAGAUGGAUGAAACGCAGCGCAAAUGCUGGUUAAGAAACCCUGAUCACGAAUGGGCAGAAAUGCUAAAAAUUAGCGGCACAGUAAUUCCUAUAAUAUCUGAUGUCGAACUGGGCCCGACCGUAUUCGACCUGCCGCCGAGGGCGCAUCCGUCAGACAGAAAGGCAUCGAAACGUCUUUUUGAAAGUUAA
Molecule: messenger RNA, 3087 nt
Organism: Soboliphyme baturini
Lineage: Eukaryota; Metazoa; Nematoda; Enoplea; Dioctophymatida; Soboliphymatidae
Source: the annotation of a GenBank genome assembly